Messenger RNA from Branchiostoma floridae (Florida lancelet), 6267 nucleotides. RefSeq lists its product as uncharacterized. The transcript has 26 exons. The record is from RefSeq and is a predicted model, not a curated record. The coding region runs from base 1 to 6165 and encodes 2054 amino acids. Lineage: Eukaryota; Metazoa; Chordata; Leptocardii; Amphioxiformes; Branchiostomatidae. Gene Ontology annotation, biological process: signal transduction; apoptotic process; proteolysis. Gene Ontology annotation, molecular function: protein binding. Gene Ontology annotation, cellular component: cytoplasm.
AUGUGCCAGUACAGACCGGGAAAACACCGCUCCACCGGGCUGCCGAGGAAGGCCACACAGAAACUGCACAAGUUUUACUCACAGCCGGGACAUAUGUUAACGCACGGGACGAAGAUAGGAGAACUCCGCUCCUCCGGGCUGCCAAGGAAGGUCACACAGAAACUACACAAGUGUUACUCACAGCCGGGGCGGAUCCUAACGCACGGGAUGGAGAUGGGAGAGCACCGCUCCACCGGGCUGCCGAGAGAGGCCACACAAAAACUGCACAAGUUUUACUCACAGCCGGGGCAGAUCCUGACGCACGGAACCCAGAUGAGGACACACCGCUCCACCGGGCUGCCUGGGAAGGCCGCACAGAAACUGUACAAGUUUUACUCACAGUCGGGGCAGAUCCUAACGCACGGAGCAACGGUGGGACCACACCGCUCCACCUGGCUGCCAAGGAAGGCCACACAGGAACUGCACAAGUUUUACUCACAGCCGGGGCAGAUCCGAACGGACGGGACGAAGAUGGGACCACACCGCUCCACCUGGCUGCCAAGGAAGGCCACACAGGAACUGCACAAGUUUUACUCACAGCCGGGGCAGAUCCGAACGGACGGGACGAAGAUGGGACCACACCGCUCCACCGGGCUGCCAGUAGAGGCCACCCAGAAAUUGCACAAGUUUUACUCACAGCCGGGGCAGAUCCUAACGCACGGGACAAACGUGGUAAGAAACUGUGACAUCACCCCUCACAUCCCCUUACUCACAGAAAGGGUAGGGUUGAGAUGGAGGGAGCUGGCCGGCCGGCUGGGCUUCUCUACAGACGACAUAGAUGGGAUUGUCGCUGGUGCCCGUAACCAUGACGACCGGUACUGCUGCACGGCCAUACUGGAACAGUGGCAGCAGCGGGAGGAAGGCAAGGGGAUCUUGAAACUGCAGGUCAUGGAGGCAACCCUGUUUGACAUGGGUCUGGGAGACGUGGUUCGUGUUAUUCAGGAAUGGCUAAGUCAUCUUGUUGUGGGGCUAGAAGCGUUGAUGAAGACGCAAGAAUUCCUAACAGACAACGUGGAUAAAGACACUACAGUCCAGUUCAUGGAAAUGAGAGGGCGCUCAGCAUCGUCUUCAGAACUACUGAUGAACGAUUUGGUGGGUUGCAUCAAAUCACCAGAAGACUAUGAGGACCUGCUACAGUCACUGGAAGAAAAAAAGAGCACAGUUAUUAUCGCCACACCUUCAAGCACAACAGCGCAGAGUGAGUAUUCUAACAGCUCAAAGAUCGUGAAUUCGACGCAAAGAGUCAAAUUAAUGUUCCUGGGACAAACUGGAUCCGGUAAGACAAGUCUCUGCCUGACAAUGAUUGAUGGAAAGGCCCACACAGAAGACGAGUCAGACAGAACAAUAGGGGUGGACAUCAGGUCGUACAUCGAUCAAACACAUGGUGUAGAGUACAAAAUCUAUGACUUUGGCGGCCAUGACGUGUACCACUACACACACCGUUUCUUCCUGACACACCUGGGGCUGUACCUGCUGUGUGUUGACCUGCCAGGCUACACGUCAGGGGAGUUCCAGGAGCGGGUAGGCAAGUGGAUGACAUCCAUCUCUUCCCACGUGACAAAACCAUCUCUGAUUGUUGUGGGGACGAAAAGUGAUAAAGGUGACGUCAUGGAGAAGAUUGCACUGUUGGAGAGGGAUAUCAAGUCCGCCGAGACAGCAGUCAGACAGGCGCUGGAGACGGAGAUCAGCAGAUGCCAGGAAACUCUGGACAGCCGAGAACAAGGUCUAGGUCUUCGUGGGAAAGAUGAUCACUUUGUUGGCUUGUCACGUGAAGACGUACUGGACAAGCAAACGUCGUUGCAGAAGCUAUUGGAUGGCCGCCCUGGAAACCUAGUUGAUGUCCACAUCGUACCAGUGAGCAGUAAGAGGAACGAAGGAAUAGAUGUACUUAGGCGGAAAAUGGCGGAUAUUGUGCAAGAGCGCAUUGGUACUUCCAGAAGUCGGCAGCUGCCACAGUCUUGGUCUGACUUUGAUACGCUUAUCAAACAGGAGACAUCCAAACAUUGCCUGGACCUCACAGAGUGCAAACAACGUGGAAGUGAUGUUGGGAUGGACAACACUGAUGUGUUGAAUGCUCUGGAGUAUCUUCAUGUAGCGGGGGAGAUUCUCUUCUACAGACACAUCCGGGGUAUGGAGGACAAGGUGUUCCAGGACCCCAGCAUUAUUCUGAAGCUCUUCAAGCAGCUGUUUCGACACGACAUGGCCCAGCAUCUACAGAAGGAAGAAAAGCUGAUGGCCACGAACAGGAAGCAGUUUCUGGAGGAAGGCGUCGUCAGUGACAAGUUUGUUGAUGCUGUUCUGCCAAAGGAGGCAGAAUCCUUCCAGAUACUCCUGCCACUGAUGAAACAUUUCGGUCUCUGCUUCAACAGAACUGUCACCAUGAUGGCUAAUGUUCCCAUUGCCGAUGAAGGCAAGGUGGCUAAACUGUGGUCUGAAACCGUUAAACAAGGUACAACGGAGGUCAAAUUAACAAUGAAGUCCCUCGAUGUCAACAGCGAACACCCGAUUGGCUUAGGAGAGUCUCUGGCCUGCCGCAUGGUACUGAUGAGUGAGGAAGGACGGCGCCUUGUGAAGAGGAAUGCUGUUAUAAACAGGAUGGGAAAUAUGCAUAUUAUGUACCGCCGUUUAAAAAAUGAGGAUGAGGAGCCAACACAACGAGACUGGACCUGCAAGAAGAUAGUGGACGAGAUUUGCCUUUGUGCUGAUAGCAAGGAAGCCUGGCGGGGGAUGAAGGAGUUGGUGAAGAAGAUCAAGCCUUGUUUACAAGAAUAUCCAGCAAGACUGAGCGAAGAUCGCGUCACUGUAACAGGAGAUAAGAAGGUAGAAUCUAUCCCUCUGGAGGCUCUACAUAAGCACACUGGGGAAGACUUGGACAAGAUUUUCCUUGGAGAAUGGACAGAGCCUACAUGGCAGCCAGGUGUAUCCAGUUCUGACAAGAUGAACAAGUACAAGAUAGACAAUGGCCUGUAUGACGUGAGUUCCAAACUUGGAUACAGUUGGAGUCGUCUAGCCACUGACCUCAACCUGACAAGAAUGGAGAUUGACGAGAUUGAGAACAACCGCGAACUGACCAGCGACACCCAGCGGGCAUUCCAGGCCCUGAAGCAGUGGAGGAAGAAAUCCGGACAUGGACCUCUGCACUACCUGCCACAGCUAGUGGGGGCUCUGAAGAACAUGGCCAAACUCAGUCUGGCUGGGGAGGUUACCGCUAUUCUACAGGGAUAUCAUCGCAACUUGCCCCAACUGAAUGUCAAUCCUGAGGAGAGCUUGGAUUAUCCAGAGAUGUUCAAAUGGUCUCUGCCCCAAGAGGGGAAGUUUCACUGCCAGGAGUCAGAUCUCCACGUCACCACCCCCUACCCCCUGUACGUGACCAGUGCGAGCUGGUCUGCAGAACCGUGGAGGUACGGGUCAGACUGGGUACCUGUGGGGCCGCUGUUCCACUUCCAGUUCCGCGCUGACGAUGCCACAGAGCCAGUGGAGGUUGACUUCCCUCACAUUGUCGAACUUGAAGAUGGUGAUGUGAUGGUGGCAUGCAUGAAUGAUCAUGAUGAGUGCAAACUCCCUGCGGAACAAGUCAAGCCCGGACAUGUCACCGCUCUCCUGAGGCGAGACGCCCGGGUUGGUCCUGUGGGCAGGAGAAGUGCGGUCUGCGCAGCUCUUAACAUAGAAGAUGCCAGGUAUGGACCUCCACACGACCUGAAGGCCCUAGAAGAGACACUAGCCACCAUGGGGCAGGAUGAUCUAUCCAAGACUGUGCGAAAUAUGUUUAUGGACCAUGUUUCGUCCAUGGCAGAGAUGGACGUACAGCCUGCUGUCACCACUGAUCAGGAAGGAAACACAAAGUUUUGUGUAAAACUUCCGUGCAAAGGAAAGUACAUCUGCAAAGACACAGACAUCGGGAUCGUCACAUCUUGUCCCAUGACGAUGACGUACCAGACAGAACCCCUGCCUGACCAAUGGGAACACCAGGAGGACUGGAUGCCUGUCGGUCCCGUGUUUAACAUCCAGUCUGACGUUCCAGAGGACGGACCUGUGGAACUCCUGCUGCCGCACAUCCUGGAUCUGUCAGACUACAACAUGUUGGAUAUCCCUGCAGAGGAGGCCAAAGUUGUUCAUAUUGCAGACGACAAGGAAGAGAUGCUACCAUGUGUGAUAACACAUACACAUGCCAUCUUCCGUCGUUGCAAGGGAACCACGGUGUUCAUUGCAUUGACAAGAGCACUUGGGUUGGAAACCAAAAGAAGAGGCCUCUUCGUCGUGAUAGAAUCACCAUGGGCAAGCUACGGUGUACAUAUGAAGGCCUUCAUUGUCUCUAACACCAAAGACAUGAUAAACACUUUACAAGAGAAUUUAGGAGCCCUUUGCGAGGGAGGGCACACUUACUCCCUGUUGUACAGCAGACCCUGCACCGUGAUGACUGAACAGAAAUAUUGUUUGCACGCAACGGUGGAGAACGGUAACAUGGAACACGAUCCAAAGCCACCAGGAGGCAUUCUAUAUGAGGACACAUUGGGUGAUGGUACGUACCCAGAGAGGUUCGAAAUCACCAUCCAGAGCAGCACUGGCGGGGCUGCAGUGAAACUGGACGCACGCCUCCGCCCUGAGGGCCAGAAUGAUCACGAUACCUGCCAGAUGAUCAAGUUCAUAGAACCACCGAGUUCCAGUCAACCAAUUGAUCGUUUGCAGAAAGGAGCUGUUUCACAAGAUUUCACUGCCUCAACACUGGACAGGCCUCCGACUGACCAAGAUCAACAUCAACAGUCAAGGCCAGAGCCUACAGGUCCAUCUCCACCCAGGACACGACGAUACCUACCUACCCGUGUAAUGUUGGUGAUUAUUACGGCGAUUAUGGCAAUUGUUAUCCAGCUUUUCUACACAGGCCACUUAAACGACUUCUUCAGACUAUUAAACGGAGGAAAACAUGUCCACCAUCACAUGUCGUAUUCUGGCAAGCCUGUUGUACUACUGGUCAACGAUGAAUAUGGCACUUCCAAAGGUGGAAUCUCCACUAUAAACCGUCAGCUGGCCAAACUGUUAAGUUCCUCAGGAGCUAGGGCUCUCUGUACUGUUCUGAACGCCUCCAAAGAGGACACAAAUGAUGCAAAUGCCAAUGUAGUUGAGUUGAUACUUCCAACAACUUUUGAGGCGGACGAAAGGCAGCCGAACAUCAACUGGCUCACCUUCGACCACCUAACUAGAUAUCCGAACCUUCCAUCAGGCAUAACGCACAUCAUUGGCCAUUCUAGUAUUACUAGCAGCGCGGCACGGAAGAUCAGAGCACAACGAUAUCCUACUGCCAAGUUGAUACUCUUUAACCACGUCAUCCCAGAAGACACCGAACACUACAAGAGCGAGAGUAGAGCAUUGGACAUCGAAGAGAAAAGCGACGCUAUUCGAAAGGACAUGAAACACGCAGAUGUCAUAUUUUCGGUGGGGCCAUACCUGCAUGACUACUACCAAACCCAGGUCAAAGGUUUGAAACCGCAUUACCAGUUCCUCCCUAAACCUUCUAAAAUCUUUAGUCAGUUGGAUCUGAAAUACGUCGAAACAGAAACUAAAGUGGUGUUGUCCAUCGGUAGGGUUAAGGGUGCUGAGAGGCUGAAAGGUUACGAUCUUGCGGCAAAGGCCAUGAGCAUCGUGAUAGAAAAAUUCCCAAAGGCAAAAUGGCGAGUCCGGGGCGUCAGUGCUGAAGAUUUUACUCAAAGCAAGGAAAUUAUCGACGCCAACAUUGAGAAAGGCAAAUUCCACUUCACUGCUCUGAAGUACGGGACACAACACAACCUGAGCAUAGACAUGAGCGAAGCUCACCUUGUCCUGAUGCCGUCACGUGCAGAGCCAUUCGGACUCGUCGGUCUCGAGGCUAUCGCUGCAGGAGUACCUCUAGUUGUUUCCAAGAACUCUGGACUUGCGUGGUUCUUGAAGAAACAAGACCUCAAAGUCUACUUUGUAAACCUCAAAGGCGAAGAUGAGGAAGAUGCUAAAUCACUCGCUGAACGAAUCGAGGAGAUCUUGAAGAAUGGACAAAGAGAGUUUAAUGCUGCCAAAGGACUGAAACAGAAACUUUUGAGCUCAAAAUAUUGGGAAGAUUCCCACAGAAAAUUCCUUGAAGAAUGUGGCAUUCGGUAGCAAGGGUAAGGCCACAGCAAGUAAAUUUUAUGGAUGACAUCCUCUGCAGACUGCAAAAAUAAUGAGAUAGGGCGAAAAAAACAAGAUGAGUAAAAAAAACAA